Molecule: messenger RNA, 1662 nt
Organism: Telopea speciosissima
Lineage: Eukaryota; Viridiplantae; Streptophyta; Magnoliopsida; Proteales; Proteaceae
Exons: 1
Coding region: 1-1662 (553 amino acids)
Source: RefSeq, a predicted model, not a curated record
AUGGGGAAGGUUCAUCUUCACAUACAAUUCACCAUGUUAACACAAAGGGUACAUGAGGAAGGUGAAACAUAUGAUGUUACACAUACUAUGUUAAAUGAGAUGCGUGGAAUAAAUACAAAUGAAGAAAUAGAGGAUGGUGUCACCGGUGAGUGUACAGAGGGUGGGAGUACCGUCGGCGAUAAAUUUGAUCGAUUGAUGGAAGAUGCAAAGAAGGAGUUGUAUCCAGGAUGCGUGAAGUUUACCAGACUGUCCUUCAUUCUUCGUAUAUAUCACAUAAAAUGCCUUUGCAAAAUGACCGACAAAGCAUUCACAAUGCUGUUAGAGUUGUUGCAAGAGGCACUUCCCGAGCCGAAUACUUUACCAAAAAAUAUGUACGAAACAAAGAAGAUCAUCAAGGACUUGGGGCUUAAUUACAACAAGAUUGAUGCGUGCCCAAAUGAUUGUAUGUUGUAUUGGAAGGGACAAGAGAAAGCCACGACUUGCUCCAAAUGUGGUACUUCAAGAUAUACAUCAGUAGAUAAGAAAAUCCCCGCUAAGACAUUACGCCAUUUUCCAUUGAUCCCAAGGUUGCAAAGGUUAUACAUGUCGUCUAAAACCUCAUUUAACAUGAGGUGGCACUACGAGGGUCGUACAAACGAUCAAAGGUUACGACACCCAGCUGAUGGGCAAGCGUGGAAAGAGUUUGAUAAGUUGCAUCCUACUUUUAGUGAGGAGCCUCGUAAUAUCAGACUUGGAUUAGCUAGUGAUGGAUUCAACCCGUUCAAGUCAAUGAGUGUAAAGUAUAGCAUAUGGCCUGUUGUUGUGAUGCCUUACAAUUUGCCACCAUGGAUGUGCAUGAAGCCAGAGUAUCUCAGGCUUACUUUGCUUAUUCCUGGACCACGACAACCUGGCAAUGAUAUAGAUAUAUAUUUACAGCCAUUGAUAGAAGAGUUGAAAGAAUUAUGGAACACUGGGGUUGUAACUUACGAUGCAUAUAAGAAGGAGAAGUUUAAGCUAAAUGCAUGUUUGUUAUGGACCAUUAAUGAUUUCCCGGCUUAUGCGGUAUUAUCGGGUUGGAGUACUAAAGGUGUUUUCGCUUGUCCAUGCUGCAACAAGAAUACUACUUCUCGUUGGCUUAAAUAUGGGAGGAAACACUGUUAUUUAGGUCAUCGUCGAUUCCUUCCCCAAGGACAUAGAUUUCGACGUGAUAAAAAGAGCUUUGAUGGCUAUGAGGAACAUGAACUACAACCAAAGCCACUAUCGGGUUACGAUAUUUUGGAGGAGCUGGAAGGUGUUCAGUUUCCUUUAUUUGGGAAAGAUAUUAUUGACAAGCAUGGGAAGAAGAAGAAGAGGCGAAGGAAGUUAAAACAGCCAAAGCUUCCAUUUAAUUGGAAGAAGAAGAGUAUAUUCUUUGAAUUGCCAUACUGGAGAUCUAAUCUAAUCCGUCACAAUUUAGACGUGAUGCAUAUUGAGAAGAACGUAUGUGAUAGUAUCAUUGGCACAUUGUUGGAUCUUAAAAAAAAGACAAAGGAUAACGUGAAGGCACGUUUAGAUCUGAGAGAGAUCGAAAUACGAUCAGUUCUUCACCAAAAGUUUAUUGAAGGGAAGGAUAAAAUAUUCAUACCUCCAAAGAUGCUACACAAUGUCUACAUACGACAAAGAUUUGUUUUGUUCCGCUUUUAA